This is a messenger RNA of Linum trigynum, 4208 nucleotides long. The record is from the annotation of a GenBank genome assembly. NCBI's taxonomy places the organism in Eukaryota, Viridiplantae, Streptophyta, Magnoliopsida, Malpighiales, Linaceae.
GGAGUUGUGUCAUAGCGUGUCAAGUUUUUGGCGCCGUUUCCGGGGACUUUCUAGAUUAUUAGGAAAGGCAGAAGUUUGUUACUUUAGCGUUUUUCUUUUCUUUUCCACCCUUGCUUUUGACUUGGGUGUUUUUGUUUUUGUUGGUGCAGAUCUGACUCAUGGAUCCUCAUGCCUUCUCCAACCAUUGGUGGUAUCCACCACCAUCCGAGUGGUAUUACCCCGAGAAUCCCUGCAGCAAUCAAGGAGGAGAAGACUAUGGAUUCGGGUUCCAGUACCAACCCCCUUACUACGUAGAACAAUCAGACCGCUGGGCAUAUCAAGAACAACAUCAUUAUCAAGAAGAAUUUCUACCACAACCAGAAGGGCCAUCGGAGCUGGAGUUACCCAUGGCGGCCUUCACGGGCCAUUCUGCAGAUCCAUGCUACACUCAACAACCAGAUCCAAACUAUCACUUGAGGCUUCUCGUGGAGCAGAUUGCUCGAGUACCUGAGAGAUCCUUUCCCAAGAUGGAUCCUCAUAUCCAGGCCAUGCCCCAAACUGACUUCUCCUUUCCCCGUGAAACAGAGGAUACCCUUCGGAGCAUAAAGAAGCACAUAGAGGUCAUUGAGAAAGCUUAUGCACAGUUUUCUCAAGACAACCUUUAUGGUGCCAUACAAGUAGAGGAGGAGGAAGAAGAAGGCAAUCAUGAGGAUGUUGAGGAGCAUGCAGAAGUUAUCACAGAGAACUUCCAUGAUAAUUAUGAUCAGGAAAGUCCUCUAGUUUCAUAUCACACCUUUCCUCAUUUCUGCUCUAACAUGCUGGGCCCGAGCAAGGAGAUGCAAGAUGAUCUCAUUGAAGAAAUUACAUGGCGACUUGCUCCCCAAUCUGUUCUAGAAGAAGAAGAGCAAGAAAGGGUGUAGAAAGAAGUUGUGGAGGAUGACAAAAGUGAAGCAGGAGGAGUUCUUGAUCAUUUCCCAGGGGUGAUACCACAUGAACAAGGAAGGGAGGUUGAAGAAGCAAUUGGUGUCCAGGCCGAGGUCGGAGUUGAGGUGGAAGAGGCCUGCACCGGCCAUGAGUUGCAAGUAAUAUCCCAUCAAAAUUUGAGGAAUUGCUUAACAAGGACCCAUUUGCAGUGUCUCUUUGCCAGACCAAGGCUACAUCGACAUCGGUUCCUCUUGGUGGACGCGAUGGUGGUCAAUUGAUGUUGUCAUAUCUAGUUUGGGGCAAUGAGACGAGAGAAGAGAAGAAGAGGUCUUGAGGGUGGAGACGUUAUCUGCAUCAAGUGCACGAGCUUCAAUCACCUGUCAUACCACAUGCUCGUGACUUGAGACUCCACCUCAUUGACGAGAACCUCAACUUCAAGGAGGUUUUGGGGCGGACCGAAACUUAGGAGCCAUCGUCCGGCUCACGACGUGAAAGAAGCGCUUGUUGGGAGGCAACCCAACCAGUCGGUUUGCAUUUCUCUCUUUUUAUCCUCGGUUGAGUCAGUUUUGUUAUUUGAUUUUAGAGUCAAUAACUCAACCUUUGUGAGAUUUUGUGUGGUGUUUGUGUUCCGACUACUCUCUCCUCCUGGAAUGCACCGCCUGCCCCGUCCACCAUCAUUCACCCUUGAUCUGGUAACUUCGUUCUACCCUCCUUAUCUUUCCUCCAUUGAGGACAAUGUUGUGCUUAAGUGUGGGGGGAUGUUCGAUUAUGUAUGCGGGUGAAUGUCGGCUGUUUGUGUGCUUGGAGCCUAGUCCACUGUCCAAAAUUUUUAUUUGAGGGCUCCAAGUACGUGUUUCCUUGCAAAUUGCCUGCUCAGUAUGCUUUGAAUUGACAGUCUCUAUAGUAAUGUGCAACCUAGGGAGGUAGUGUAGCACUAUGGAGGAUGUUGAAGUAUAAGACUUUUCCUAUCUAGCUCUCUACUGUGCCAGUUGAUUUUGUGAAUUAGUGGAGCUAGGACCGUUGAAUUCAUGUGGUAUUGAUGACUCCUCUUAUGUUAUGUUGUGGACUCGUGUAUCGAAAAAGGGUGCUCAAGUGUGAAAUGAAAAAGCAGUUCGUCCUCCAUGUCAAAAAUUUGCAAUUCUAAGACAUGGGGUAAGCCCAACGUGUGCGGCACCUUUCAUUGCACAAAAUUGGGUUUUGGAAGAGAUUUUAGUGAUCCUUGGUGGGGUAGGCCUACAAGGUGAAGCUAAGUUGUCUCUAGUACAAGUAAAAUUUUCAUCCGUUGAACGGUUUGCCUACUUGAGGAUGUGUUUUUAAGGGAACGGAUAGAGCUUCCGACCCCCCUUUAUUUCAUUGACCCUCCACACGAGUUGAGGAAAAAGAGUUAAAAGAAGUACUCCGGCGAGUGCCAGAUGUACAGAAAUUGCUCUUGCUCGACUAAUAAGGGUCGACCGUGAAAAAGACUGCAAUUGGAACCCCUGCCAAGUGAAUGAAAAGAAAAAAUAAAUAAUAAAAAAAAGAGUAAAAUGAAAGUGAAAAAGGGGUUCCAACGGUGAAAUGAAGUGAAAGAGCACCCCGGUAUAACGAGUCAUUGGUUGUGAAUGUUGUGAGUCCCUUUAUCCAUGAACUGACUGUCUUACUUCUACUUAUUCUCAUGAUCCUGGCUUGAGUUUAGUACUCUCAUUGAGAGAGAUAGGGGACGUCUUAGAAGAACAGCUGACCUCGUAAGCUGCUUUAUGAUUUAGAAAAUCCUCUACCGGCGAUCGGGGUUGUUUGUUGCUAUAGAGGUCUGGAGAGCUGCAUUGGUUUGAGUUAGGUUUGCUUGGGGACAAGCAAACGGUUAAGUGUGGGGGAGUUUGAUAGACCAAUAAUUACACAUGUUUCUACCCCUAUUCUAGAGCCGUUUGAGAUGUCGAUUCCCGCGUUUUAGGCCGAUUUCACGCUAGGUUGUUCGUGUUUGUGAUACUUCAGGUCCUAGCACAUGAAUGAAGGCCUGGUAAAGAGUUCGGGGUCGAUUGGACGUUUGGCGAGAAGCUGGGAACCCACACGGCACCAUUGCACCUCACACGGCCGUGUAGGGGCCCUUUGUGGCCGUGUGAAGGCUCGGUAAAGGCCACACGGGCAGCCUGGGGAGCCACACGGCCGUGUGGCCUCUGCCCGUGCAGCUUGCCUGGUUGCCCACUAAUCGAAAUGCCGCGUUUGGACACUCACACGGGCAGCUGGGAAAGUCACACGGCCGUGUGGACUGGCCGUAUAGUCGGGAAUUUCUAGUUUUAAGCCAAUUUCGAGCCAAAGGAGAAAGAGAGCUGGGUUUUGGUUCCCAAACACCCAAGGGACGAACCCUAGAGAGAGAGAGAAACUUAGGAACAUUCAUGGAGCUAUUUUGGAGGAUUUAUUCGCCAUUGGAGCUCAGGAAUCAAGCUUGGAGAUGGAGAUUGAAGAUCUAGAUAAGAUUUCUGCAGUCUCUCUCUUCUCUAUGGAGUAACUUCCCUUCACUUAGGUUGUGAGGAACUCUAGUUCAUGUGUUAGGAUCUUUCUUGUAUGAAGUUUUGGAUGCUAUAUUGCUUGAUUAUAAUCGAUUGAGGCAUGAUUUAUAGAGUCAAUUGAAGCCUAAUCAUCUUCUCUUGAUUUCUGCUUUAACCUAUGAUAGAUAGAACAUGAUUAGGUUAAGAGAGCUUCCUUGAUUGAUAGUGGUGAAUUGGUUGUGUGGGAGUCAAUCAAUUCACUGCUUUGUACUGGAAUUCAUUCCAGUAGUGGAGAUCUGUGUGAAUCGCUUUAGCAGUCUAUCCCGGUGAAGGCUAGUCUCCUGUCGGGUAUUCUGUCUAAGAGGGAUUGGUCAGCUUAAGAGAUUCCAAGCUAAUUUAGGAUCUUUCGCAGUUUAAUCAACAGUAGAUCAACCAAAGGGAAUCGCAACUUGGACCUAAUCGAGGAGCUAGGGGGAAUCAUACCUAAGUGAGUUCCCAACUUGUAAUUAGUAGAGUAGUUAGUAGAGUAGUUUAGUAAAUCAAUCCUUAAUCUAGUUUGCUAGAUAAUGAACUGAAGCUGAGUAAUAGUAACUCUUGGGACCCGUGGAUUCGAUAUUUUUUACUUGUGCCACUAUACUGCAGUCCCUUUCCUUGGUUACACUUGGCCACUGUCAGGAGUUGUGUCGUAGCGUGUCAGAAUGCAACCAAACAGGCCACUUAUUGGCCCACACACAAUGCUCUUGGGAUGCAGAGGAGUUUUGGGCUGGAAGGCCACCUGUCUUUCUAUUAUCUAUUUUGGAACAUGAUACCAUAAUCAAUUAAUAAACAUCUAGGAUUUGA